AUGGGUGAUAAUUUGAUGGAUGAUGUAGUAAUGGAUCUUGAUUUGAACCAAGAGCCUUUGGAGUCACAUGCUGAUUCAGGGUUAGGAUUAGGGUCAAUAUGGAAUGAAUUAGAAACUGCUGCUCAUGAUGCAAUUGAAGAAAGAAUUCGACAGCUUGAGGCGGUUACGGCUAGAGCUAGGCAAGGACAGAGGUGGCGACAAGCUCGAAAUGUUAAUGAAAUAAGUAAUGUUUUGAUCGAACCGGUUGUUAAUGUGGGUGGUGGGAGUAUGUUGCAUGAGGGGGAUGAUAGUGUGCGUUCAUCAGAAACGGUGGUUCAGAGGAGUAAAGGUUAUAAAAGGGAUAGUUCCCAUUUGGUAGCAAAGGCUUUGGCUAUGGAUUCUGAUGUAAAGAGGGUCAAUGGUGAUGGUGGGAGCUUUUUCGAUUGUAAUAUAUGCUUGAAAAUGGCUACAGAACCUAUAUUGACUUGUUGUGGGCAUUUGUUCUGCUGGGCAUGCUUUUAUCGGUUGCCAUAUGCCAAUUCAACAGCUAAGGAAUGUCCUGUGUGCAAGGGAGAGGUUACGGAUACAAAUAUUACUCCAAUAUAUGGCAAUGGACACAGCACCCCCAUGUCAGAGUUGGAAGGUGGCCUGAAGUUACCAUCAAGGCCCCUAGCACAUAGAGUAGAGAGCAUUAGGCAACAGCGUGUAAUACGGGGUGUGUCUCAUAUUCCUGUUGCAGAAGCACUUCGGCGAAUCAGGACUGGUAUUGGUGCAAUGGGUGAGCCCCCACAGGAACGGGUUCUUCAUAGUGUGAACAUUAGCUCUGAGACCAAUUACGGGGUGUUGCCGAAUAGGGAGGCAGGGAGCAGCCGGAGCCUUCAUUCCCACCCCUUAUCAGGAGUUGCUUCCCUUACUUCCUUUUCAUCUGCAUUGAAUAAUGCUGAAAGGUUGGUUGAGGAUCUUGAAACAUAUAUCCAAGACCGUCUUGAAAGGAGCCAUGCACAGUUUCUACUGGUUGAUGGUGGGGAUCCUUCUAAUAGCAGUGCCGCAGGUGUGCAAGUCGAACCCCAGAAUGUGGAUUCUACUGCUGAAAUCAAUUCUACUCUGCCGUUUCCUGCACCCUCUGGAACAACUGAUGUUUCUGCUCCUGCUGUACAUUUGGAAAACCUGACAACAGAUGCUGCUAUUCAAAUCAAUCUGACAGCCUCCCGACCUUCUUCAUCUUCCAGGAGAGGAAGUGGUGUUUCGAGGGUUUCAAAUGUAAACAACGAAGUUUCCCGUGAAUCUAGGAGGAGAAGGUAG
Molecule: messenger RNA, 1281 nt
Organism: Ilex paraguariensis (yerba mate)
Lineage: Eukaryota; Viridiplantae; Streptophyta; Magnoliopsida; Aquifoliales; Aquifoliaceae
Source: the annotation of a GenBank genome assembly